AUGAACUCCGACUCGGCUCGCCGGGCAGAAGACCGCCUUCAUCACCAGCAAAACGUACCUACCGAUUCAGACCGUCAGUAUGCAAGCAACACCUAUGGUUCUGGCCAUGCGCCGCACUCGACUGCUACUGGAGCCGCUGGUAGUGCCAUCGAACAUGCCCUGGAUCGGCAUCAAGACCCUACCUUCCGCCCCGACCACACAGUAGAUCCGCAGACCACCGAGCGACCCGUAUCGCGAACAAGAGAGGAUGGCGCUGUCGGAGUUGGCGAAGGCCCUCAGAUCCUCAGCACCUCGAACCAGGUCGAGACACUAUGCGGUCCUCUGCUCAACUACAGAUACAUGAGUGGGCAGUCGACAGACAACCCUUCGUGGCAUGGCAGUGUCCUGAUUGUCACUACGCCUGGCCAGAAGCAGCCUCAGCUUGUCAUCCGUGGCGCCGCCAUUGACUUCAGCAGACAGAUCGACGGUGUCAAGCUGUAUGAAGAUCCCAAGAGCGCCUUCUGGCGAUUCGACAUCCAGAUUCCCUUCCUUCCUCAGGAAUCCAGGUGGGAUUACGAAAUCCCUGGCGCCAGAUAUGUCGAUUCCAAGAAGACGGUCGCUCCUGGCCCCAAAUCAUUCUACAUUCCCUCCAAGACGCAGUCCAUGAGAAUCAUGUUCCACUCGUGCAACGGCUUCUCUGUCGGUACCGAUACUGACGCUUGGUCUGGUUGCGCCCUGUGGAACGAUGUUUUGCGCAUGCACGAGCAGAAGCCUUUCCAUGUCAUGAUUGGUGGUGGCGAUCAGAUCUACAAUGACGGAGUCAGAGUCGACGGUCCGCUAAGACCUUGGACUGACAUCGGCUCACCCCACAAGAGAAGACACUUCCCAUUCAACGAAGAGCUGCGCGCCAAGUGCGAUGAGUACUACUUCAACAACUACGUGCGCUGGUACGGAACCGAGCCCUUCUCCUUUGCCAAUGGCCAAAUCCCUCAGCUAAACAUCUGGGACGACCACGAUAUCAUCGAUGGUUUCGGCAGUUAUACCGAUCACUUCAUGAGAUGCGCCGUCUUCAGGGGCAUUGGUGGAGUUGCUCACAAAUACUACUUGCUCUUCCAACACCAUCUCGCUCCUCCGAAGAGUACCUUCACCACAGACGCGCCCCAGACCGUUCACGCCAAUGAGAGUGGAACAGCUGAUCCUGACGCCGUACAGUUGAACGAUGCCUUCGUCAAGACGGGAGACGAGCACGAGCCAUCGUACAUCAUCGGCUCCAAGCCUGGACCUUAUGUCGAAGAGCGCAGUAGAUCAAUGUACUGCCAGCUUGGUGCACGUAUCGCCUUCGUUGGUAUUGACGCCAGAACGGAGCGCACAAGACAUCAGAUCAACUAUCCUGAGACCUACGACCAAAUCUUCCAGCGUACAUCUGCUGAGCUUCAAGCAAACUCUGCCAUCAAGCAUCUCAUUCUGCUCCUGGGAGUGCCAAUCGCCUACCCUCGUUUGCAAUGGCUAGAGAACAUUCUCCAGUCACCCGUCAUCGGUCCUCUUCGUUUCCUUAACAAGAGAUUCGGAGUUGCCGGCGGCUUCUUCAACCAGUUUGACGGCCAGGUUGAUCUUCUCGACGAUUUGGACGACCACUACACGGCGCAUCAACACAAGACUGAGCGCAGAGAACUGAUCCAGCGUCUGCAGGAUCUUGCCAAGAGACACGGUGUCCGCAUCUCUAUUCUUGGUGGUGACGUUCAUCUUGCAGCUUUGGGUAGAUUCUACAGCAACCCCAAGCUCAACAUCCCCGUUGAGAAGGAUUGGCGCUACAUGGCUAACAUUGUGUCUUCUGCCAUCACCAACAAGCCUCCUCCAUCGGCCGUUGCAAACCUUCUCGCUAGCCGUAACAAGAUCCAUCAUCUUGACCACGACACCGACGAGACGUUGCUCAACCUCUUCGACAAGGAUCCUGGCCAUGGACGCGACGAUGUUAAGAACAAGACAAAGGACAAGAACCAUUGCACUAUGCCCAGUCGCAACUACGCAAUCAUCGCAGAGUCGCACGACGGUUUCGGAUCUUCAGUUGGCGCUGCUGUUAAUGCCGCAACUAACGGCUAUACCAAUGGCCACACCAAUGGACAGACCAACGGCCAUACCAAUGGUCAUACAGACGGCGCUUCCACACUCACGGCCACCCAGUUCCCAGCCGGAGGUAACCCUCGCGACGCUUUGCACGCAGGUGAGCAAAAGGCUGGUACUACUCAUCCUGCUGCUGAGGGCCUGCAGAACACUGGUCUGGGUGGUCCUGAUGGUCUCGAUGUUUGCAUCAAGGUCGAGAUUUCGUCCAGCGACCGUGAGGGUCACACUCAGGGCUACGGCUUCUCUAUCCCUGGACUCGAUGCUGGUGCAUACAAGGGUCAGGGCACUUCAUGGUAA
Messenger RNA from Aureobasidium uvarum, 2397 nucleotides. NCBI's taxonomy places the organism in Eukaryota, Fungi, Ascomycota, Dothideomycetes, Dothideales, Saccotheciaceae. The record is from the annotation of a GenBank genome assembly.